CUCAUUUCAGGUUGCUGAUCUACUUGGAAAAUAUCAUGAUCUUAUGGAGGGCUUCAAUGAAUUUCUAGAGCGUUGUGAACGAUUUGAUUCUUAAGCUACUGCAUCAGCAGCACAAACAAUGAUGAAGUUGCAUCAAGGAACUCAUGAUCAGGAUUAUAAAGAACCUGAUAAUGAGAACAAUGGAGAUCUAAGCAUGCAGUGUUAUACUGAUAAAAAGAACUCUGCUGUGAAGAUUGAAGAAUUUGGAGGACCUAAUGAAAAUAAAGAUGCCCUGAAAAAUAAGUAUAGCCAAGAAUUCACUUUCUGUGAAAAGGUAAAGGAAAGACUACAAAGUCCAGUUGAUUAUCAGGCAUUCUUAAAAUGUCUCCAUCUUUAUAGCACAGAAGUAAUUUCAAGGAAGGAGUUACAAAGUUUGGUUGCUGAUCGACUUGGAAAAUAUCCUGAUCUUAUGGAGGGUUUCAAUGAAUUUCUAGAGCAUUGUGAACGAGUUGUUGGAUUUCUAGCAGGUGUUAUGAGCAAGAGUAAGUCUUAUAUAUCCAAAUUAGUAAAGGGAGAGAAAGACAGAGAGCCUAAAAAAGAAGAAAAAGAGGCUCCUCCAAAGAGAAGUGAAGUUGAAGAAUCUAUCAUCUUUGUGAAGAAAGUAAAGGAACGUUUCAAAAAUGAUGAUCAUGUGUACGACUCGUUCCUAGAAAUUUUGAAGAAGUACAGGGAGGAGCACAAGACCAUAUAUGAAGUUUACCAUGAGGUUGCCAUGCUUUUCAUUGACCAUCCAGAUUUGCUUAAUGAUUUCACCAAAUUUUUGCCAGAUUCUUCAGCUAUUUCCAUGCUUAAGCAAUAUCUUGAUGAGUUAACCGCCAUCCUUAGUUCGUUAUAA
Molecule: messenger RNA, 874 nt
Organism: Nicotiana attenuata
Lineage: Eukaryota; Viridiplantae; Streptophyta; Magnoliopsida; Solanales; Solanaceae
Product: paired amphipathic helix protein Sin3-like 2
Exons: 7
Coding region: 119-874 (251 amino acids)
Biological process (GO): negative regulation of transcription by RNA polymerase II
Cellular component (GO): chromatin; histone deacetylase complex
Molecular function (GO): transcription corepressor activity
Source: RefSeq, a predicted model, not a curated record